AUGUCAACAUUGGGAAAAAUCGACAUCGUUUUUAGGAUCCAGCCAUUUAGGAAUGAAAGCACUACUUUAACAAAAAAAAUUAAAAGAAAGACAGAAUUAAGCCCAAGGAUUUCUUGUAUCUAUGAUGGACGACCAAUCAUUCUUGAAGAUGAUGAUAGAAAAAGAUUAGAUGAAAACUGUAUUUUUUUCAAGAAGGGUGGAUUUGGAGAAAUUUUUGAAGUGAAAGGUAACAAUGUGUUCAAUAUUCCGCUGGCCAUCAAGAAAAUCAAGACAAACAAGGACAGGAGCAUGAGGAAUUUGGCAUCAAAUGAAAUGGUUGUGUCAAGGAUCAGGCAUCAGUUCAUCCUUCCUUUGCUUGCUACAUGUUAUCAAGAAAAAGAGGCCUACUGUGAAUAUUGGUUUAUAUCUCCUUUCUGUGAAAAUGGUGACUUACUUGGUGCACUUCAGUUGGAUAUUUCCAGAGAAGAACCAAAGCUAGAGGUCAAACACAGGAUCAAAAUUUUGUUCCAGAUUGAGAAAGCCUUAGAAUAUUUGCAUACACCUGUUAAGGGUGUGAGAGAUGCCAUCAUACACAAAGAUGUUACAUCGUCAAAUAUUCUGCUUGAUGGAAAAUUUAAUGCACGGCUUAUUGACUUUGGAAUUUCAAGAGAGAAAAACGAUGUCACUAAUUGUCGAUCUGGUAGGGAUACAUAUAGUCAUGAUGAUGUUGGGAAAUCAGCUGCUUGCGAGGAUUGGGAUUACUUCAGCUUUGGUGUUGUGGUCCGGGAAGUAUUGACCAGUUUGAAACCAGAGGGAAUUCAACAUACUUACCUGAAAAAUAUGACUCAAGGGAAAAUUAUGGCGAACAUAAAGCUGCUUGGAGCACAAAAGCACAAUAAAGAAGGUCACCCGUAA
Ruditapes philippinarum (Manila clam) is the source of this 894-nucleotide messenger RNA. RefSeq lists its product as uncharacterized. The coding region runs from base 1 to 894 and encodes 297 amino acids. The transcript is spliced from 8 exons. The record is from RefSeq and is a predicted model, not a curated record. Gene Ontology annotation, molecular function: ATP binding; protein kinase activity. Gene Ontology annotation, biological process: protein phosphorylation. Lineage: Eukaryota; Metazoa; Mollusca; Bivalvia; Venerida; Veneridae. Gene Ontology annotation, cellular component: plasma membrane.